Dromiciops gliroides (monito del monte) is the source of this 1823-nucleotide messenger RNA. It is a transcript of the gene C6H11orf86, whose product is annotated as chromosome 6 C11orf86 homolog. The record is from RefSeq and is a predicted model, not a curated record. The transcript is spliced from 2 exons. NCBI's taxonomy places the organism in Eukaryota, Metazoa, Chordata, Mammalia, Microbiotheria, Microbiotheriidae. Bases 99 to 533 code for a protein of 144 amino acids.
UCAGUUGGGUGGAGACUCCUGUGGCUGAGCAGCAGUAUGAACUCAGGCUACUUACAAGGGAGCCCCAGCCCAGACCUGAUCAUUCACUCCCAGCAAGCAUGGUGACCACCCGCAGCCAGUCCUUUAGGGUCCUCCGGCCCUCCUAUGACCAACUGCAGGAGAUGUGGGGGGAGCCCUUAGAAUCCAAGGGGCUGAGUCCUGUAGUCCCCAAAGGGCACCAGAAGGCCCCCCGAUUCCAGAGGUCCCUUAGCUUCCGACACCGCAGAGAGAAGCCUCACUCCUGGCGACAGGAAACCAGCUCUGGCCUCCCUGAAGGGCUGGACACUCCUGCUCACGAAUUCCCCACUGUGAGUCUGGGGGACACAGAGCAGCUGAUCCAAGGCAAGAGUCAUGGGAAGCAGAGAAUGCAACAGUACAAGAAGCAGAUGAAUUAUGCUCUGAGAAGAACAUGGGGGAACUUUGUGGCCAACCUCCCGGGGGUGACCCUCAGCCGCCCGAUGUCCCCUAGUCCCUCCCUGGACACCAGCAGCUGAAGGAGAUGUUGGGAGGACACCUCCCCUCUCGGACUCCUCUGGGGCCCGUGAUGACCCGGCACUUUUGUUGGGACUUUUCUGGACUCCUCUGUAUGGACUGCUGCUCCAGCUUCUGCCCAAUGGCCGGCUCCUUUCUGUUCUAGGCACUUUAUGUAUACACUUGGCAACUUUAUCAUUUCCAGGCAUUUCCCCUCCUCAGCCGGGAGGAGGUCUCUUCGUGGGGCUUGGCCAGAUUAUCGGUAGAUUUUCUACGCUGUUUGCAGAUCAUGCAUUCCCUCCAGGCUUCCCUCCUGGGGCUCUGAAGUUAGAGGCAGCUGUUCUCUCUGGGGCUCUGCCCUCUGAAGAGGAGACUGCUGCUUGGGCCGGAGGACAUGCCCCUCGGCUGGUCACAGGUGUCUCUUGCCGUUUCUAUGAUGAGGGACCCAGAGACUGGAGGGUUGGUGAAGCCAGAUUCCUGGCUGAAACCCUCCCUGGCUUCCAGCCCUCUCUCUGAGACCUCUUUGCUGAGACCCUCGUCUUCUGUGUUUUCCCUGGCUGUCUGCCACGGUGGGAUGCUCUUCCCUCCUCAUCUCUACCUGGCUCACUAUAGUCCCAGCUGCAAUUCUGCCACCUCCUUUCCUCACCCCCCUCCGUUCUGGGUCUUCCUUGUAUCCACUACCUCCUAUCUACCACGGACGUUCACACGUGGCCCUUUGCCUGUGGUCUCCCCUAUUAGACCAUGAGCUCUCGGGACAGCAAGGGAAGCUUUGGCCUUCCCGGUGCUUAGCUUAGCAGGGUGUCUGACGCAUAGCAGACACUUAGUGAAAGCUUAUGGACUGACCGAUUGGCCAGUGAAAGCCUGGCCUCUGAUCCCUGCCUAUUUCUCCAUGUGUGAGCACGGAUCCAACUCCUUGGCUGUUCUGAGGGGAUGGCCGAGGUCCGCCCGCAUGCCGGACCUAUGAUUGUCAUCCAUCCACACAGACUCCUUUACUGGGCGUUCGGCAAUACCUGGGCUAGCCUGGAAGUGGGUGUGGCUAUGCCAGGAGGGGUGAGAGAGACAGAGGAAGCUGCUUCCAUGACCUCCCCUCCCGGUUGAUGCCCCUCUUCUGGCCCGAAGAGACCCAGGACAGGGGCGGGGGUGGGGUGGGGUGGGGUGUGCGCGCGGCCCCUGCCCUCCACCCCUCAGCCCACGCCACGCCCCUCCCAGACUGGUAUUCACAUUGACAAUGUGACGGUGUCUCGCCUCUGUACCGGAUAUGAAUCACCCAUUUGUUUAGUAUCUUUUUAAUAAAAACCAGAUGCUAUCUCAAA